Sporothrix brasiliensis 5110 is the source of this 1770-nucleotide messenger RNA. RefSeq lists its product as uncharacterized. Lineage: Eukaryota; Fungi; Ascomycota; Sordariomycetes; Ophiostomatales; Ophiostomataceae. The transcript has a single exon. The record is from RefSeq and is a predicted model, not a curated record. Bases 1 to 1770 code for a protein of 589 amino acids.
AUGACGUACAGGGAUGAGCAGCAAGGCGAUGAGAUCGGCUGGUCCGCACCGUCUGCCAAUACAGAUGUGCCUUUUGCCGCAAAUAUCAGCAACAACACAACGGCCGCCGCGACCAUGACCGCCAUGUCCAGUGACAUCCUGCCUCACCUCGUUCCCCCGACCGAAGACGAGGCCACGAUGUACUACAGCGCGUUCCCUUCCACACCCCGACUCCUCGGCCGGACUUCGGCGGGCAUCCGGCCCUGGAGCCUCCGCAUCCUUCACCCAGGCCCCUUCACCACGUACCAGCACCUUGUGAUGUCACCCAUUGGACAGCACCCCAUCCUACACAUCUGGGAUAACGUGGAGCCCCACAUCGUUUCAGCCAUCAGCGCUCUGCCAUGGACCUCCGUCGAUGUGUGGCGCAUCGGCAAUAACGAUCUGCAGCCUCAAGAGCGUCCCGUCGUCGUAUGGGUCGGUAUCCCAAGACACCAAGCCGAGAACGUUCACUGGGAUAUCAUUGCCCACGUCUUGCGCUCCUGUCGUGCUGUCCUUGAUGCAGCGGGCCUGCCCGACGUUGAGGUGGAGUUGCGCACAUCAGACGUCAUCCAACUUCUGGCCGACAACAACAGCGGAACCGGCAGCGACAGCGCCCCCGAAGUGCUCGACCCGGCGAAACAAGUCGAUUUUCCAGAUGUCAUGAAACCGUUUACGACAGCGAUAGGUCAGCCCAUUUUCCCAAUGGAGCGCGACACAAUGACGGGAACGCUCUGCGUGUUUCUCCAGCCGACCAAACGAGCGGCUGGUGGUGACGACACAACGAGACAACUCUGGGCGCUAUCAUGUCGCCAUGUUGUCUUUCCCAAUGUUCUCUACAGAGAGAACUUGCACUACGACGCGACAUCAUUCUCAGCAGCGUCAGGACGGAAAGCCAUCGCCAGCCCGCGCCAGCAUGAUGUCGAGGCCGCAAUGGACAGCCUGGCUAGCCUGGCCGAAUUCUCCAACAAGUUCCUCACAACAGACACGCAGCACACGACUCAGACCUCUCUGCUCCGUGAACAACUCAAUCUCGCGGCUGCAACUAAACUGCAACAGAGACUCCGCCCGUUCGAGAACUCCGCUGCCCGGGUCAUUGGCAAGGUCUUGCUAUCGCCUCCCAUCGGCGUCGGUGGCAGCGACGGCGACGGCCGGCGGCAACAGCCAUGGACACGUGACUGGGCUCUGAUCCAGCUGGACAAGGCGAGGUAUCCCACGGCCGCAUGUGGUCGCCUCAUGAACCAGGUUGACCUGCGUACGUCUGACUCUCAAUACCCGACCAAGCUUCGGCGGCUGUUGAAUCCGAAACCAGCCAACACAGUGCGCUUCGAAUAUCCCGAGUCUGGCCUCCUCCGGAUUCACGGUAUGAUUCCAGUGGCAGAAAUGAAAAGCCCCAAGAUGCUCGAUAAGGACGACGAGGAGAGCAUCCUUGUUGGCAAAUACGGCGCAACGACGGGUCUAACUUGGGCCGCUGCGUCCGAGAUCCUCUCAAUGGUGCGGCACUACCUGCCUGAUGGUGGUUCCCUCCAGUCCAGAGAGUGGGCCGUCAAGGGCUCGCUCCACGACCGGUCGAAACUGUUCUCCCAGGCUGGCGACUCGGGGGCCGCCGUUUUCGACAUCGAAGGUCGCUUUGGCGGUAUGUUGACUAGGGGUGCUGGCAUAUCCGGAGCGAUCGAUGUCACGUACGUGACGCCGGCUGAGUGGCUGCUGGCUGAUAUCGAGCGACACCUUGGUGUGGAGAUGGAGUUGUUGUGA